CAAAAUGUUACUUCCAUGAAAAGGAGGGGUUGUAUAAGAUAUUUCCUUCUCUGGGAUUCACCCUCUCCCCAAAACAAGAUAUCACCCUACCUGCUUCCUGUAUCUACUUUCUAUCUAAUUAAACCACCCUAUCCUUCUAUAAAUAUCCCAAACCCAAUGAAACACCACCACCACCACCAACCCUGCAUCGCCCAUGAUCGAACCAGUGCACAGAGCAAGGGAGCCAGAAACCCGACUCGGAGUAAAUCAUGAGGCUACACAGUUACUUACACACACACUUACUCCUGCCUCUGCCUCACACACAACAAACACCCCCCUACACCGCACAUCAACAUCCGAACCUAUCGUAACCACCCAACAUGCAAGACAGGUUUGAAAUAACCAUGGCAAUCGGGCAUAUUUUUCAUCCUGCAGUAAACAAACAUACAUACAUACAUACAUACAUGCAGCAACUACAGUAAAUACUACUAC
Messenger RNA from Aspergillus piperis CBS 112811, 471 nucleotides. RefSeq lists its product as uncharacterized. NCBI's taxonomy places the organism in Eukaryota, Fungi, Ascomycota, Eurotiomycetes, Eurotiales, Aspergillaceae. The record is from RefSeq and is a predicted model, not a curated record. The transcript has a single exon. The coding region runs from base 194 to 376 and encodes 60 amino acids.